Messenger RNA from Lytechinus variegatus (green sea urchin), 2709 nucleotides. Its product is annotated as actin-binding LIM protein 2-like. NCBI's taxonomy places the organism in Eukaryota, Metazoa, Echinodermata, Echinoidea, Temnopleuroida, Toxopneustidae. The transcript is spliced from 22 exons. The record is from RefSeq and is a predicted model, not a curated record. Gene Ontology annotation, biological process: lamellipodium assembly; cytoskeleton organization. Bases 278 to 2578 code for a protein of 766 amino acids. Gene Ontology annotation, cellular component: actin cytoskeleton. Gene Ontology annotation, molecular function: actin filament binding.
UUUUGUGGUAGUCCCUAAAGUGCUUUAGGCUAUGCAUGUUCCUCUUUACUAGCCACGCUUGAGCGCCCUUUUGUUAGGAUAUCAGCAUCCUCUCACAGUGUGAAAGACCGUGUUUAAACGAAGAGAAAGGCGUUGUGUUUUUCAAUAGGCUUUAUAACAAUCACGGGCUGGCAAAGGUUAUUCUUUGCAGUCUGUGAUUACCUUGGAAUAGCGUUGCAUGCUUAUGGAAAGUGGAGUAUUCCUGGACCUGGGCUAUAUUUGAAGCUACAUAAGAAUCAUGGCUGUUGUCUGCAAGUCCGGUGGAUUUUUCUAUGUGGAUUAUGGAAGUGGUAGUGAUAGCGUCAUUGAAGAUGAUCGUGGUCAUGAUACUGACGAUGAUUAUGAUGAUGAUGACGAUGAGGAUGAUGAAGAGGAGGUGUGUUCAGCAGGCCUAGGACAAGGCGGGUUUUUCAUCAAGAAUGGCAAGUACUACUGUGCCUCGGAUUACCAGGACAACUAUGGCACAAAGUGCAAGGCUUGCGGACAGUAUCUUGAAGGAGAGGUGGUGACAGCCCUUGGCAACACCUACCACAAGUAUUGCUUCGUCUGUGCAAGAUGCGGGCACGCCUUCGUUGGGGGUGAGGAUGUCUCCUAUGACCCGGUCACCAACUGCUGUCUGUGUCUCCAGUGCCAGCGUAUCACCGAGGCUACAGGGGUUCCGCUACCUCCAGGAGAGAAAGUCACGUACGAUGGAAAGGACGUCAUGUGCGACACCUGUAAUGUUCCAGGAUUGUCGAACGACAAACGGAAUAGGGAAACCCAGAGCAAGGCCAACGGAAUCAUCCCGGAGAAAGCUAGAGAAACGUCAUCUUACCCAGGAGCUAUCAGAUGUGCCCAGUGCAACGAUGACAUCACACAAGGACAAGCCUUAGUUGCUCUGGAUAAACACUGGCACGUCUGGUGUUUCAAGUGUCACAAAUGCAAAAAGGUCUUAACAGGAGAGUACAUGGGGAGGGAUGGACAGCCGUAUUGUGAACGAGAUUUCCACCAGUUAUUUGGAGUCAAGUGUUCAAGAUGUGAUAACUUCAUCACAGGGAAGGUCCUUGAGGCUGGAGAUCAUAAAUACCAUCCGACCUGUGCUAAGUGUGGAAGAUGUGGAAACCACUUCAAUGAAGGAGAAGAUAUGUUUGUACAAGGAACAGAAAUCUGGCAUCCAGAUUGCACGAAAGGAAGGGCAUUAGGUUUCUUCCCCUCAAGAAUUAAGGAGAACGCUAUUUUAUUUGAUUAUAAUAGAGGAAAAUCACAGUCCACCCCAGCCUCCCCUGUCCUAGCGAGGGGGCACUUCCACACCCCUACCCACCUGUCCUCUCCAUCCCGUCGGUCCUCCAACAGCCUUAGUCCUCAGAGUCCAGACUACAGCUACACCUAUCUAUCGCCCUUCUCCCUCUCCAACACCAUCUAUCCCAAGCCAGUGGCGGUCAGUCCAGAGGCACCGGUCAGUCCACAUUUCCACAGACCAGAAUAUGUAAACAAUGGUGAAGAAUUUUCGUACAUGUCGCCUCCGCGAUAUGAUCUUCCCCCUCCACGUCCGGGUGGCUACAGGAGAAGACCACGCCCCCACAGUGCUUUUGAUGCCCUCAGACCAAAGGUCAAACCAGUGAAGGAUGAAGCCUUAUCAGCUGAAAUGGUCAGACAAUCCAAGUUCCCGUCUGCCAAGAAACCCAGUCCAAGCCAACCAGCGAAGAUUGAGAGUGAGAUAUGGCCUGGACCACCAGCAUUUGCUAAGUAUCAGUUUCACUCCAGGAGUAAGUCAAUGGGUGAUCUACAUAACAGUGAUGAGGAGGAAGAAAAGCAGAUUGAUGCUGAGGUUUCAAAGGUAGAUUCAGCGUUGGGUAAGGAGAUCUUAAAAGCCGAAUUAAAACAGAGAAAAAUCAGUAAUCUUGACCCUCGGAGUGCCUCCAGAACACCUUCAGCUAACAAAGAACUUCCCAUCAGUCCAAGGCAUGAAUCUUCUAUGGAUGCAGUGGCUUUGAGACAUCGAAAAUGGAGAGAAAAUAUGAUGAUGACACCGCCCAGAAGCUCAACACUUCCACCAAAUCUAAGAUAUGAAAGCCUGAACGAAGCUUACAGGAAAGCAAAUUCUCUUCCAAUGAACGCUAGGAGUGGGUCGUGGUAUAGCGAUGGCAAUUCUGAAGGCUACAUAUCCAACGGCUAUGCAAGCAGCGGAGAGCUUUCUCCCAGACUGGCCAACAUGAAUGACCGUCAGCUUCGGACGUUGAGGAUCACCACCGGUCAAUCUAUGCCUUCAAUGGAGCCUAAGGUACCUAGAUCAGCUAAGGCUGUAAGGAUCGCUGCUCCUAAAUAUAAGUCCACCCCAAAGGGUAGGCCUGUAGGUCGUAGGGUCAAAGUGCAACUCUAUCCCCUCGAGGUACUUCUAACCACCAACUACAGACUACCGAAGGAUGUGGACAGAAAACAUUUAGAGUACCAUUUGUCAAAUGAAGAUUUCUUCCGAGCCUUUGGGAUGACUUUUGAAGACUUCCAUGCCUUGCCUCUGUGGAAACAGACAGUAUUCAAGAAGAAUGCCUUGCUCUUCUGAUCGUCCAGAUAUUCAGCAGACUUGAUGUUAGAGUACUUCAAAACUGAGGAGAACAAUAUCCCGGACACCCACCAUCUUAGAUAACAUGAUUAGGAUGGAAAGAACAUAUUCAUGUGGCUGAAUAGAACCAA